This is a messenger RNA of Tetrahymena thermophila SB210, 1905 nucleotides long. Its product is annotated as Sec1 family protein. Gene Ontology annotation, cellular component: secretory granule; plasma membrane. The transcript has 2 exons. The record is from RefSeq and is a predicted model, not a curated record. Gene Ontology annotation, molecular function: syntaxin binding. Lineage: Eukaryota; Ciliophora; Oligohymenophorea; Hymenostomatida; Tetrahymenidae. Gene Ontology annotation, biological process: intracellular protein transport; vesicle-mediated transport.
AUGGAUAAUAAGUUAAGGAAAGUUUAAUAUUCAUUAAAGUAGAAUUGUAAACUCAGGAUAAAAGGGUUAUUUGAAGAUCUUCAGAGAGCAAAUAAGGGUGUAUCUUCUUACUUGCUUAUUACAGAUGCUAACUCACUAAAAAUCUUGAGUUCAUUUAUGAAGAUGAUGGAACUUAUGGAGUUGAACAUUCUAGCAGUAGAACGUAUUGAUAAUGAUAGAAAGCCAUAUCCUAAAUAGCAUGUUAUUUAUUUCUUGUCUUGCUAACUUGAAUCUAUUGACUUAUUGCUAAAAGAUUUUCCUAAUAAAAAAGAAGCAAAAUAUGGAUAAGUGCAUUUGUUUUUCAUCAACAGAGUCUCUAAUGAAUAUAUGAGCAAAAUAGCAUCCAAUAGUCUCCUCUUAGAUAGGGUAGUAACUUUUAAGGAGUUUAAUCAAGAUUUUGCAUGCAAAUUCGACAAUAUUUUUAAUCUUGAAAUAAAAGAUGAUUUAUCACUAAUGUAUAGCUCUAAGAUGGUAAGAUUCUAAUAAUUUGCUAAAGAAAUUGGAGAUAAACUUGCAACAGUAAUUCUUUCUUUUGAAAAAAUAUAUGGAGUCGAAAUAAUGCAUAAUAAAAGCGAAUUAGACUAUUCUCAAACAAUAGCUUAAUCAGUUCAUUAGCGUAUAAAUGAAGUUAUUAAUAAAUUGUAAGCAGAAAAAUCUGAAUAGUUCGAUUCAACUGCUGGAAAAAUAACUUUGGUUAUAAUUGAUCGCGCUUUCGAUCCAUUAUCACCAAUUUUACACGAUUUUUAUUAUUAACCUAUGCUUUACGAUCUACUAGAGGAAUAAAUAGAAAAUGAUAUAAUUAAGUAUAAGAUUUAAGACGAAAAAACCAAUUAAGUAGUAGAGAAGAAAGCUUAAUUAAAUGAGCAAGACGAUUUAUUUAAAAGAUAUCGUUUCUCUCACAUUGCUGAAGUUAUGAGUGGUAUUGGUGAUGAAUUCGGAAAAUUUGUAAACUCAAACAGUACUGCUAAAAUGUAAAUGGGUGCAUUUGAAGAAUUAGACUUUAAAAAGAUGUCAGAAAUCAUUCGUAGUAUGCCUUAGUAUCAAGAACUAAUAGCAAAAUAUAAUAUGCAUAUGAAGAUCAUUGAAGAUUGCUGGAAUAUGUUUGAAAAGAAAGACUUGAAAAUGGUAGGAGAAUUAGAAUAAAGUUUAGCAACAGGUUUAGAUGUUAAUGGAGAUAAAACAAAAGAAAAAUAGUUGAUUUCCUAAAUAUCUGCAAGACUUUAAAGUGACACUCUUGAUGAUUACGAUAAGUUACGUUUAGUUUUAAUUGCAACAAUGACUAUCGAGCUAACAGAUAAGCACAGAAAAGAUCUUACAUAGUAUCUUCCUAUGCAAAAGCAAGUCGCUUUAGAUAACCUUACUUAACUUGGUAUCAAUCCAUAAAGAGCUGGUGAUAAAAAAUCUAAAUCAAAAACUAGAAUAUCUAAGGAAGCUAUCAAAAAAUCAAAGCACAAAUUGUAAUAAUAAACUUUUGAUUUGUGCAGAACUACUCCAGAGCUUGAAAACUUAAUGGAAGCAUUCAUUUCUGAUUUUAGAAGUACUUAAAACUUUAAAAUCCCUCCAAAUUUUAAAUCUCUAAAGAUAAACUGCGAGGACUAUAGUGGCAAAGGUGCCAAAUCUUUAUAGUAAAAAAAUAGAUUGGCCAACAUUCUAGGUGGUAACAAUGAUGAUGAUGAAGUCAACAAUGGAAUUUAAAAAAUAAUCAUAUUUGUAGCAGGAGGAAUAGCUUACAACGAAAUUCGUGCAAUUCGUAACUUAAUUGGAUCUUAAGAUUAAGAUUUCUUAACAAUUUUGGGAGGUACUUCAUUUAUUACUCCUAAAUAAUAUGUUGAUGGUAUUUUAAAGUUAAAAAGUUAAGAUUUUUGA